Messenger RNA from Saprolegnia parasitica CBS 223.65, 1863 nucleotides. RefSeq lists its product as hypothetical. The coding region runs from base 1 to 1863 and encodes 620 amino acids. Lineage: Eukaryota; Oomycota; Saprolegniomycetes; Saprolegniales; Saprolegniaceae. Gene Ontology annotation, cellular component: SCF ubiquitin ligase complex. The transcript has a single exon. The record is from RefSeq and is a predicted model, not a curated record. Gene Ontology annotation, biological process: SCF-dependent proteasomal ubiquitin-dependent protein catabolic process. Gene Ontology annotation, molecular function: protein binding.
AUGAGCCUCAAGCACGCCGCGCUCACGGACCUCGCGGCAGCACGCUCGGCCGACAAGCACUGGGCCAUGCCGCCCAGUCCGUCCAAGCCAGCGCCCCGUCGCUCCGACGUCGCCCGAUCCUCCUCCUCCACGGGCGCGGUCGAGGCGCUUCUUGUCGUCUUGCAGCUGCCCGUCUUUGGCGACUACUGCUACCUCGACGAAUGGGUUGCACUCGCUGCCACGUGCCGAGAGCUCCGGCACGAGAUGCGCAUGUACACGCGCAUCCUCGACGUCGUGCCUUUCCGCGCAGCCAUCUCGGACGUCCACACGUCGCAGCUCUUGAACACGUUCAGCCACAUUACGACGCUCCAGCUCACGGGCUGCGCGACGGUGACGGACGCCGGCCUCUCUGGAUUGCACCAUCUCUUGCAGCUGCACUCGAUCGACCUCAAGGGCUGCGACCGCAUCACCGACGCGACCUUAAUGCAGCUCGCGCGCCUCCCUCGCCUCAUCGACGUCAACCUCGGCUACUGCAGCAAGGUGACGGCCGACGGCAUUUGUGCCAUUGCUGCCAACGGAACGCUCGCCACGCUCGAUCUUAAGAGCUGCAAGCUUGUGGAUGACGCCGCGGUCGUCGCCCUGGCGCCGCUCCGAACGACGCUUCGGUCGCUCAACCUCUGGUACUGCUUCCAAGGCCAGCUCAGCGAUGCGAUUUUCGAGACGCUCUCGUCGUUUUUGCACCUGCGCCACCUCAACAUUGCCAACUGCAGUCAACUGUCGGACACGGGCCUCGCCAAGCUCGCGUUGUGCACCGAGUUGGAGUCGCUCGAGCUCGCGAACCUUAGCGACGUGACCGACGUCGGUCUCCACGCCCUCACGCCGCUGCGCAAAAUGACGUCCAUCGACCUCUCAGGCUGCUACUCAAUUACGGACGCGGGCACGUGCGUGUUCCGGUCGUGGCCUGCGCUCACGCACUGCAACCUGUGGUACUGCUCCAACAUUACCGAUGCGACCGUGAUGGCGCUCGGCGGCUGCCACGACCUCGCCUACUUGAACCUGAUGAAGUGCAUCCAGCUCACGAAUGCGUCCAUGACCGUACUUGCCAAGCUGCGGUCGCUCCGAACCCUCGACCUCAGUAACUGCGACAAGAUCACCGACGACGGCCUCGCACUCCUUGCGACGCUGCCAGCCCUCUCGUCCAUCAACUUGAGUGCCUGCGGCGGUAUCUCGGACGCUGGUGUCUACGCGCUACGGUCGCUUUCAUCGCUGACGACGCUGGAUUUGAGCAACUGCCGGCAGCUUGGCGACAAGGCGCUCGAGGGCAUCGGACAGCUCGCGCAGCUCACGUCCCUCAACCUGAUGCGCUGCAGCAGCAUCACAGACGCCGGUGUCGCGCACCUCGCGCGCUUGUCGUCACUGGUCUCACUCAACAUGGCCAACUGCCGGGACCUCACGGACGUCAGUCUCUCUGUGCUGGGCAAGCACCUCACCCGUCUGCAAUCGCUCGUGCUCUGGUACUGCCACCUCCUCACGGACGCUGGCAUUCGCCACUUGGGUGAGCUUUCAUCGCUGACGUCGCUGGAUCUCGCGAGCUGCAACCUCUUGACCAACGACGCGCUCGUGGCGUUGCAGACGCUGCCACUCGAGUCCCUCGACGUCGGCAACUGCUGCCUCAUCAACGACGACGGAAUGGUCGCGCUGGCCCGCAUCUCGACGCUCAAGUCGCUCAACUUGGCCGAGUGUGGCGACCUCACGGACGCCGGCAUAUCGCACCUGACAGCGCUCACCAACUUGACGUCCAUCAACCUCUGGUAUUGCGACAAGAUCACCAACGAAGGCGUCAACGUCCUCGCACGCGCGACGUCGAUUGCCGUCGAUCGAUAG